Molecule: messenger RNA, 1337 nt
Organism: Cheilinus undulatus (humphead wrasse)
Lineage: Eukaryota; Metazoa; Chordata; Actinopteri; Labriformes; Labridae
Gene: ccdc137
Product: coiled-coil domain containing 137
Exons: 6
Coding region: 94-894 (266 amino acids)
Source: RefSeq, a predicted model, not a curated record
UUGAGGUUGAAGUUCGAAGGUGAAAGGCCAAACACGCUAGUCCACAUGUUUUGUUACUACAAUUUGUAAUGUAGUGAAAUAAACUACAGCAUCAUGGGGAAGAAUAAGAAGAACAAAACUACAGAGUCGGGGAAACAAGCAGUGAACCCCGGACAACAUUCAAGAGAUAAGAAGCUGAAACGAGAUGGAAAAUGCAACAAAAACAAAGAAGACCACCUCAAACACAUCCCAUUUAGGCUCAGAGAGAUCAUGAAGAGCAAGGACAGAAUUAAAAAUGGGCCUAAGAGGGCAAAAAAGCUCAAAGAUGCCAUUUCCCCUAAAGGUAAAGGACAGGAUUCCCAGGUUGGAGACAUACCUGUCCCACGCUUCAGGAGAGGAAAAAAGGAAAGCGAGAAAUCUUACGUGAGACGCAUGGAGAAUGAGACGAAACAUGUCCUCUUCCUCACCAAGAACCAAGUGGAGAGGAAACCUGAGCUGGAGGCAGACAAACAAGAAAGGCCUGCAGACAAGGGAAAGUCUGAGAAGAAGAAGCAACACGAUAAAAUGAAACUACAGAGGCUACACCAGAAGAAGCUGGACAGACAAGAGGCUGUCAUGGAGAAAGAGAUGUUUGUUGAUUAUGUUCCUUUUGGUGAAGUUUCAAUGGCUCCACCAUCUCUGAGCAUCAAACCCAGAAAAGCUCAAGUCAAACCUCAGCAAGCAUCAAAGGAGCUGCUCCUCAACUCCCUCCUAGGCCACAACACAACCUCCACAGCCAAGCCCUCCAUGGCCCGCCAGAGAAUCAUGGAGGAGGAGAGGCAACGAGCAGUGGAGGCCUACCGCCAUCUUAAAAAACAGAAACAGCUUCAGCACGAGGCCAGGACUGCCAGUCUGGAAAAACUAAAGAACCUUUAGUGAUGUUUCAUGUCAGAGUCCAUGUUCGCAGGUUAAAGACUGAGCAGGCUUGCCAGGUAACUGCUAGCACACGGACUGGAUGUGUUAUGUAACUCUGGAGCUGAAGUGUUUGCAGAAAAGCUCCCCACAAUAUAGCCUAAUUAUAGGCAAAGGAGCAAAUAUUUGCAUCCACAGGCCACAGCAUGUGAGGUGAGUCGUGAUCGUUAGCUGUGGUUCCACUAGAUGGCGUUCUACAUGCAGAAAGUUGGUCCUGCAGGGUUUGCAGGGGAAACAUUUUGGACUUUUUAAAAGUUAAAGUGUAUUUUUGGUCAAACUUGAUGCUAUAUCAUAUGUGAGGAUUUAUUACUGUAGUCUUUAAGCAUAUUUGUAGCUGUGGAAAUGAGAAAAACUUGCAUAUAAAAUGUAAGAAUAAAUUCAAAUGAGUAAUCUCACUCUAAAGUCUA